Molecule: messenger RNA, 690 nt
Organism: Tripterygium wilfordii
Lineage: Eukaryota; Viridiplantae; Streptophyta; Magnoliopsida; Celastrales; Celastraceae
Product: VQ motif-containing protein 20
Exons: 1
Coding region: 1-690 (229 amino acids)
Cellular component (GO): nucleus
Source: RefSeq, a predicted model, not a curated record
AUGAGACAUUCACAUUUACAAGAGUUGCAUGCAAAGAGGGAUACAAAUGGUGGUGGUGGUGGUGGGUUGUGUCCUCCGCCGUUGAAAAUCCACAAAGACUCCCACAUGGUGAAGAAAACAUCUCCAUCCUCCUCCUUCUCGUCCUCCGCCGCCUCGUCCCUGGCUGGCUCCUCCUCAAAGCAGCCGCAGCGCCACCCGGUGAUCAUCUACACACAUUCUCCAAAAGUCAUCCACACUCACCCUAAGGACUUCAUGGCGCUGGUCCAAAAACUCACUGGCCUCUCCGGCCACGAAGAUGACAACGCCGCCACGCCUCCAAAGACGGAGCAGGCCAAGAUUAAUAAUAAUAAUAAUAAUAUCAAUAAUGACGAUAAUGAGUCGUCUUCGGUUAUAACUACAGAUGAGAAUAAUAUUUGUGGUGGAUCAUCAGAUCAUCAUGGAAACUCCUCUUCUUGUUUCGUUCCUCCUCCGCCUCCGCCGAUGAUUUUUGAUGGUUCGAGUUCUAAUUACAUGAAUAUUCCAUUGUUUGAAGCCAAUUCUUCUUCAACGGAUUACUUGUGUGGGAAUAAUCAGGGUGGAUUUUAUAGCUACACAGAUUCAUUGUUCUUUGGUAGUCCGAAUUCUAAUGUGAGGAGCUCCAUUACAUCCAGAUCAGGCUUGGAAGGUAUUGAUGAGUUCAACGAAUAUUAG